Closterium sp. NIES-65 is the source of this 4335-nucleotide messenger RNA. Lineage: Eukaryota; Viridiplantae; Streptophyta; Zygnematophyceae; Desmidiales; Closteriaceae. The record is from the annotation of a GenBank genome assembly.
AUGGCGGGGUCGCUGUCGGGCGACGAGCUGGCGAACGGCAAGGCGCUGGUGCCGUUCCUGCAGCGCGCCGAUGAGCUUCAGAAGCACGACCCGCUCGUCGCUUACUACUGUCGGCUGUACGCCAUGGACAAGGGGCUGCGCGUGCCCAGCAAGGACCGCAGCGCGGCCGUGAACGCGCUGCUCGUCUCCAUCAUGAGCCGCCUCGAAAAGGACAAGGCGGCGCUGCAGCUGUCGCCGGACGACGGGCUGCACGUGGAGGGAUUCGCGCAGCGCGUGUUCAGCAAGGCGGACAAGCAGGACCGCGCCGGCCGCGCUGACAUGGGCACGGCCAAGACGUUCUAUGCGGCGGGGAUAUUCUUUGAAGUGUGCCGCCAGUUUGGGGAGCUCGCUCUCGAGGUGGAGCAGAAGCAGCGCUACGCGGUGUGGAAGGCGGCGGACAUACGCAGGGCGCUGGCGGACGGCAGGCGGCCCACUCCCGGCCCACCGGGGGGCGACGCUGAUGCCACCGCUGCUGCUCCCGCCGAUGCUGCCGCCACUGCAACAGCCCCUGCCGUGGCCCCUCCUGCAGCGCCCUCGUUCCCCUCAGCCGACUCCCUGGAUGCCAUGUUCUCCGGCCCUCCUGCUCCCAGCACCUAUGGUGCCAACGCUGCCCCAGCUGCCCCCGGUGGCGUCAGUGCCAUGGGUGGUUCCGGCAGGCUGCAGGUAGCGAGGCCGGUGGGAGGUGGCACCGCUGCCAUGCAGCCCAACCCUCAUGCCCAAGCGAAUCCGUAUCACCAGGGCCAUGGGGAUUACUUGCAAGCACCCCAGGGGCAGGCAGCACAGGCGGCGCAGGCAUGGCAGCAGAGCACAGCCGCGUCAGACAGCGCAUUUAUCACCUCCUUUGCCACCGCCCCUGCUGCCCCUUCCUCCUCCUUGCCCACGCCUCCUGCCAACUCCCUGGUCUCCCCACCAACCUUCACCCAUUGGGCUCCCGACUCCCAGUACCCCUCUGCCACGCCACCCUCCACUGCCAACCCUGCAGCCCCGUCAGCCCCGUCAGCCCCAGCAGCAGGCGGGUGGGCCCAGCCUGCUGCUGCUGCUGCCGCACCGCCAUUCCAACAGCCACAGGCAGGAGCAGCGGCGGCGGCGGCGGCAGCAGCAGGCGCUUUCACAAACCCCAUGUUUGCCACCCCGCCUGCCCCCAAUGCAGCCCCUGGCGGUGCUGCUGCUGCCAGCGCAGGCAUGGGGGGUGCAGCAGGGGGUACCUAUGGGGCACACCCAUCGCAGGCUUCUCCACAUUCGGAGUACGGUGGAGGUGGUGGGGGUUCGGCGUCAGGCGGGGGAGCAAGAGCAGGGCACAACGUUGCAGCAGCAGCGAAUGGGUCUACGGCCAUGGCCAGCGUCUCAAACUGUCAAGGCCCAGGGCCUCGCGAGAUAGCGGAUGCGCACAAGGCGGCUCGAUAUGCCCGCGCUUCGUCCAUCAUGGGGUCGGGCGAACUUUGGCAGCGCGCCGCCGACAUGGAUGAAGUCGUCGCAGAGGCGCACGAAGGCUCUGUCGCGAGCACCGCUGCGACGACGAACGAAGGGGCUGCGACAGGGAAGAAGUGGAGCGUGAUGGGGUCGACGGCGCGCAAGGUGCAGCGGAUGCUGUUUGCGGACAAAUCGGACAAAUCGGACAAAUCGGCGGUUUCUAACGCAGACAGAAAGUCCAAGCGUCUGCUGCCGUCGCUGCUCUCCAACUCUCGCCGUCAGGAGCGCGCCGGACAAGAUUUGAGUUUGCGGGUCGGCAGCUGUCGCGUGGAGAGCGCCGAGAGCGUUGUGGAUGAUGGCGGAGAGCACGGCGCGGACCUCGGCCGACGAAGCGCCUCGUUUCAGCACUUGGCGGUCGAUUCUUGUCAUAACGAAAUGGUUGGGCGGGAGGCGACGAGCGUGGACGAGCGAGAGGAUUCGGAACCCGGCGGCGCGGAUCCAGAGCGCCGUGCGGAAGGCGUCGAUUUCAUUUCGUUGUCCCCGCGCGCGACGAGUGCGACGAAUGCGUCGGGUGUACCAGAGGGCGUAGAUCGACCGUGUUCUGAGAAUGAGCACUCAGCAUCGCCUCCCGAAUCAAACAGCUCACGCGACAGAAUCGUUUUGGCGCUGCCUCGCCCCGUGCGCCCGCAGACAGCCCCCAGCAAGAGCGCCGCUUCCCCCCGUCACAUCGACGCGCGUGAUCCCAUUUUUUCCCGACGCAAGACCGCGCCAGUAGCCCCUGCCGUGCUGCGCGAAUCGGGUGCCGCCUCGGGCGAGCUCAAGCCGCAGCUCGCCGACGAGCCGCUUCUCGCCUCCGCCUCGGAUUGGUCAAGCGCCGCGCUCGCCCUUGUUGCGCCCCCCCCUCCACCCAUUGACACGCCCCCCGCGCUACCGUUACCAUCCCCUGUCGUUCCCCGGCCCCCCAGCAGCGACGGAGUGGGGAACAGAAGCGGCAGGUUGAGGGCGGGAAGGGGGACGCGCGCGGGCGGAAGGGCGGGGGAAGGGCUUCGAGUGGAUGUGGCAGGCAGGCGCCAGCGGUCAAGGCACAGUGAUGAGCUGGCAUGGGCGGAGGCGCUAGGGGGGCAGGUACUGGCGCGGAGCAAGACAGCGGAGAGAGAUGCGGGCGCGAGGGGGCGUACAGGCGGGGAAGUGGCUCGUGUGGGGCGACAUCACCACCUGUCGGCCUCUUGGGACUGCGAGGGGGAGAUUCGCAUGGGGAGGGAAGACAAGGGGGCGUUCCCUGUUAGGGUUGAGAGCUUGGACGAAGCAAGUUGGGGGAGUGUUUCGGGGAGGGAAAGACCAACCUCAUCAGGAGGAAGGGUGCCUAUCACUGCGCACGGGAAAGUAACGCGCGUUGCCGCGUUGAUGGAACGGCCGCGAGGAAGCCUCGAGGACUUGAGCGUCGCGUCGCCGUGCUCGCCGGGCGCCGACUACCACUCCGCGCCGGAGCUCAGAGGCCGCGCUUCCACGCCCGCCUCUGCGCCGAGCACGAGCGCAAGAUCCCACGUCUUUGACGGUUUGGAGCCUGACCGUUUGGAAAAUGACCGGUUGGAGAAUGGCCGGCUGGAGGCCGGCAGCUGCAGCUUGAGUGACCGGGAAGGAAGCGAGUCGCAGGCUUUCCUCUCCGCGUGGUCGCCGCCGCACGCAGGACGAGGCGAUGACUCGCAGGCCGUAUCGUCGUGGUCACAGUCGCGCAAGUCCCGGCCGUCGCCACGGCACGCGCGGAGCAGUAGCUGGGGCGGCAGCGGGUGGGGAGGCAGCGGGUGGAUAUGCAGCGCGUUGGAUCCCAGCGGAGCGGCGUGCUGUUUGGUGGAGCCGUGCCGCGCCAUCUGCUCGCCCAAGUUCUUCUGGCAGGUGGCGUCAGUGGCGCAGUGGUGCACAUUCAACAUUAUCAUGAUCCUCGUCAACAACGAGAUCUUCCAGCGGUACGGCUUUGCCUUCCCGCUCACGCUCACCGCCAUCCACUUCGCGCUCUCAUUUGUCGGCGCCUUCACGGCUAUUGAGAUCCUGCAUGUGUGCCCCAAGGCGGAGGUGGAGGCGGGGGAGAUGGUGGCGUGGGUGAUGCCCAUGGCGGUGGUCACGUGCUUCAACGUCGUGCUCGGCCAGCUCUCCCUGCGCUACGUGCCGCUGCCCGCCCUCCUCUCCACCAAGGCCCUCUCGCCCGGCCUCACAGUGGCUAUCCAGGCGCUGGCGCUACAGGCGGAGUACGACUGGCGGCUGUGCCUCUCGCUGCUGCCGGUGAUGGCGGGGGCCAUGCUGGCCUACGCGCCCUCCGUGCACUUCGCGCUGCCCACGUUCCUGUCGGCGCUGUGCUGUGUGGUGCUGGGCUGUGCCACUGUCAUCUGUGCCGAGGUGCUGCUCAAGGGCAAGCAGUACAGCCUCGACUCCCUCAACGCCCUGUACCAGCUGGUGCCGUACUCGGCGCUCAUUCUCGCACCGCCAGCAGCAGUGCUGGAGGGGUGGCAGCUGUGGGGGUGGUUCAUGGCGCAGGCCAACCCCUGGCCCGCUGUCAUCGCCAUCCUCAUUAGUGGCUGCUUCGCUUUCUGCCUCAACUUCUCCCUCUUUUACACGAUUCAAAAGACCAGUGCGCUGACGUUCAACGUGGCGGGCAAUCUGAAGCUCGUGAUCACUCUCAUCUUCUCCUGGCUGCUCUUCCGCACGCCCAUGGCCCCCAUCAGCCUGCUCGGCUGCCUGCUGGAGGUCGUAGGUGUGGUGUGCUACGGCUGGGCGAUCUUUUCCAUGCGCAAGCAACAGGUAGAGCUUUUGAGAUCGCCCUCUGCGCAGGUUAGGGUGGAGCAGGAGGCUAGUGACGACAUUGUGCAGGUGUACCUAGGAGCUAUGCUGUAA